Messenger RNA from Marmota monax (woodchuck), 4746 nucleotides. RefSeq names its product olfactory receptor 2Y1-like. Gene Ontology annotation, cellular component: membrane. Gene Ontology annotation, molecular function: G protein-coupled receptor activity; olfactory receptor activity. The transcript has a single exon. NCBI's taxonomy places the organism in Eukaryota, Metazoa, Chordata, Mammalia, Rodentia, Sciuridae. Bases 2837 to 3775 code for a protein of 312 amino acids. Gene Ontology annotation, biological process: G protein-coupled receptor signaling pathway. The record is from RefSeq and is a predicted model, not a curated record.
CCUGUUCUAUGGCUGAAUGAGCUGCGGUCAGUCGAAAACAGGGAUGGUGAUGUCAGCUUUCCAACAUGGUGACUGCUGGCCUCCUCUGUGGUCUGACCGGUGUGGAGAACCGAGAUGGACCGCUUCCUUCCCCGUCUCGAACCCAGAAUUCAGCCCUGAGUACGGUGCUUGCACGGCUGGCAGAAACUGCAGCGCUGUAUCCCUGCGUCGCUAUCUCCUCGUUUCCCAGCGUGCGCUGCAGACUCUAGCCGCGGGGCGAUUUGCUGAAUAAGCAGUGUUACCCUCCGUGUGACAAACCUCUCGCAUUUGAGUCCCCGUAGCCGAUCCUCGUGCGAUGGAAAUCCUUCCUCCAGGUUCCGGAGCACCCCACUAUUGCUGGAAAUUCCUAACAAGAUAUCCUUUAGCCGUCCUGACUUGUCAUACUCCCACACAGUGAAGCAGCAAACGGGGGCAAUGCACUCCCCUCGCCGCCAUCUUCCCUCCUGCGAUGUGAUACUUUUGACUUGUUUUUUUUUCCCCUAGGAAUUGUUUUGGUUAUUUGGGCUUGUCUUUUGGUUUUUAUGAAUGACUGUCAAAUUUACAAGUCUCAAGUCCUCCAAUCCACAUUUGUCCAAUGGAGGUUUGAAAGCUAAAUUUAAUUCUCCCAGUUCAAAGAUAUCUCAUCAUUAUAUCUACCAUAAUUGCCAUGUAUUGUUUUACAGAUCCAGGUUUCAACCUAAUGAAAUUCCUUUGGAUUAUAGUUCUAUUGUUUAUCAUUUCAAUUAUAGUUAUAAGCAUUUGUUCAACUUCAAAUAUAUGAACCAUAUCUAUAUGGCAUUAUAAAUAUUAUUGGUGAACAUAUAGAGCAGGAAUGGUUAACAGUCUUGUGCUACCAAAUGACAAACAGUGCAGGUGUAUUAAUUUUUGAAUGCUACACAGGAAACAAAUAUUUCUGGAGCAUUUAUGUGCACAGGACAUUGUGUCUCAGGGUAGGUAAUGCAUUCAUUAAUUCAUUCAACAAUAUUUGCUAAGAGCUGCCCUGGAAGAUGAAAAUAUUAUGAUGAAUAAAUUCAGCCGAUCUAGUUGCAGGGAACUUAAAGAUUAGUUAUAGAGGAAGACAACUGUUAAAAGUGAGAAUAGCUCUUUUAUUUUUGGUAAGUUACAGAAUGUAUCAUAUUAUUUAGUCCCAAAUUAAUGUAAAAUGGUUCAUUUUCUUUGUUUUCAGGUAAGUAAGUUAAGACUCAUAGAAAUGAAUUUUUCAGAACAGAUGGCUCAUCUGGUCAGUGGUAGAAUUGAUUGGUUAGGAUCUGGUAUGUACACUAAGGCUGUUUUAGAAAAAAAACAGCUUUGGAGUAUUGGUGAAGUUACAUAUGAAUUAACAGUUUUUAUAAUAAAUUCACAUUUCAUUUAACUUUUCCAUAAGGUCCUCAAGGAUAGUCUCCAAAUUCAUCAUCAUUGAUCCAGCAUUGAUCCAUUGAUGAUGAUCUUCUAGUUCAGUAAACUUGGCAUUAGAGGAAUCAGCAGUUAGGAAAAGAUAUUUCAUAUUGAGCACAAACCAGACUUUUUUUUUAAUCACCAGUUUCCUGAUUUACUUUCUGAUAUAUUUUCAUAUGAAAUAAUUGGAUUUUUACCACAAGAAAGAUCAAUCUUUCAAGGAAGGCAAUUUUGAUGCAUACCCCACUUCAGUAGUUCAUCAAAAUGUGUUAUAUGUUAGUCUGCAAGUUCCUUGGAGGAAGUGAACUUCCAUGAGAUUUGAUGGAGGGUCAAAUGUUUCAUGUAAAAAAUUUAUCUGAGAGCUACUAUGUGGCAUGAAUGAAAGUAACAUCAUCAUAUCUUGAGUACCAUAAAAAUGCUGAUAUUUACUUUUAAAUACAAUUUGUUUUCUACCACUCAACUUAAAAAACGACAGAGAAAAGAAUAUUAGUGAGUGGCCAAGUACUAGAAAGAAAAUUCACAAAGAGAGCUAUGUUAGAAAGGAAAGAAUAGCUUUUUCUGUGCAGUUGAAAUAUGAGAUUUAUUAGCUGAAGAAGUGGAAGGAGGGGUAUUCAAGGUGUGAUGGAUAACACAUUAUAUGGAGUAUAUCUUCUGUUAAUUGUUCUUUUUUCCUCCAGAGUCUUGAAUCAACACUCUUCUCAGUCCUAUGUGACAGGUGUCAGCUGGUCAUGAGAAGGGCAGCAGGAUAGGUGCACUGGCUAUGAUAUCCCAGCAGAAGGUAGCUUAUCAGCACCCACAGAUCAAACUCACAAUUACAGUCUAGUUAAUUUUUUUAAAAAAAUUUAAAAUGGACACAAUACCCUUAUUUUAUUUAUUUUUAUGUGGUGCUGAGGAUUACCAGUGCCUCACACAUGCCAGGCAAGUGCUCUAUCACUGAGCCACAACCUUAACCCCAGUCUGGUUAAUUCUUGAUUAAAAUCUGAAAUAAGAUACCCUACACAAAGGACAGGGGCAAAAGAUAACAACAGAGAAUAAUAAUGCUGCAUUUUUACAUGUUAGGUAUUUAAAAUACAUUUCUACAUUACUACAUUUUGUCUUAAACUCAGUGAAAUGAGGAGGGAAAACACCAUCUCUAUUUUUAGGCAAAGAUGUAGCAGAUCCAGAGGACUGGGUGACCUGACCAAAGAAAAAACAGACAGCAAGACUAUGGUUGAAACAAUAAUGCCAGCAUUCCUGAUCUAGUGAUUUGCAGUACAAAGAACAGAGUAAGAAUAGAAGACUGGUCAGAAAUGAACUAAAUACAAAAACAGAAAAUAGAAAGCAUGAUUUUAUAGCACUGAGGGAAUAUUGUAAAAUAUUUUUAAUUCAUUUUCUUCAUAGAGGACAUUGAAUUUUCUUUUGUUAUUUGUGCAGGUGAAAGGCUAUGGGAAGUUUCAACACCAGUUUUGGAGAGGGCUUCAUUUUGGUGGGCUUCUCAGAUUGGCCUCAACUGGAAUUCAUCCUUUUUAUCUAUAUUUCACUUUUCUACUCCCUAACUCUCAUUGGAAACACCACCAUCAUUGCACUCUCACAACUGGACCCUCGACUGCACACACCCAUGUACUUCUUCCUCUGCCACCUCUCCUUCCUGGACCUUUGCUAUACCACCAGCACUGUGCCCCAGCUGCUGAUCAAUCUUUCUGGACUUGACAGGACCAUCAGCUAUGGACGGUGUGUGGCUCAGCUCUUCUUUUACCUUGCUCUGGGCUCCACUGAGUGUGUGCUCCUGGUGGUGAUGGCCUUUGACCGCUAUGCUGCUGUGUGUCGUCCAUUCCACUACACAACCAUCAUGCACCCCCUUCUCUGUCACUCCCUGGCUAUUGCUGCCUGGGUGGGAGGUUUCAUGAACUCUCUGAUUCAGACAAGCCUCAUGAUGGCCAUGCCUCUCUGUGGCCUCCAUUACCUGAACCACUUCUUCUGUGAGAUGCUUGUACUCCAGAAGUUGGCUUGUGAGGAUACAGGAGGCACAGAGGCCAAGAUGUUUGUGGCCCGAGUCAUAAUCAUUGUUAUUCCUGCAGCACUGAUUCUAGGCUCCUAUGCACACAUUGCUCAGGCAGUGCUGAGGAUCAAGUCAAUGGCAGGGCGCAGAAAGGCUUUUGGGACCUGUGGGUCCCACCUCCUUAUGGUUUGUCUGUUUUAUGGCUCAGCCAUGUACACCUACCUCCAAUCCAUGGGCAGUUACUCUGAGAGUGAGGGAAAGUUUGUUGCCCUUUUUUAUACUAUCAUCAUCCCCAUGCUCAAUCCUUUGAUCUAUACCCUAAGGAACAAGGAUGUGAAGGGAGCUCUGUGGAAGGUACUGGGGAGAGACAGAGACUCUGGGUAACAGAAGAAAAGAAGGUUAGUAGUAACAUUUCUUGUCAACAGCUCUCUGAUAUGGAGUCCAUCCUGCUUCUUGUAGAGUAGUUAUUGUGUAGAAAAUAGUUCUCAGUUGGCCCCGGGUUUUAUUGUUUUCCUUGUUUGGAAGUUUGAAGGGGAGAUCUCUUGAGAUGUUUACUUGCUAUGAUCACUGUGCAGUGGGGAGUAAGUGCUGAUUUGUAUCUCCACUUUCUAAGGGAAUAAGAUGGGAAUAGGGUGCAGAAUGAGGUUGGGUUCUUGGCAUGUCUGAGAACCAGAAAAGGAUCAAUUCAGAAUGACCACACUUUUACCAACAGCCAGAUUCUGACAUGUUGCCAUCUAUAUGGCACCAUGACAAAGUCAUAGGACAUAAGUUCACCCUGAUGUUCUAAUUUUUUGUGACUCUGGCCAUAAUCAUUCAUAUCUCAAGGCCUGUUUAAAAAGUCUCUUACAGUUGUUCCCCUUCUGUGAUACUUUGAGCAAAUAAUUUUAAACAGAGCUACUUCAUGAAACAGACCUGUUGUCAUUUACCCAUUGAAGAAAGAGGUAAUGUCAAUUGACCAUCACUGCAUAAAGGGAGAGAGCAAUAGCUUAUCAGCCUCACCAGAGUCUCAGUCAUGCUACUUGGUGUCAUGCUGCAUGGAGAAGAAAUUUGCCAUGUAAGAUAGAAGAGAACAGAGAAGAAAUGAGUAUACGAAUAAUGAACUAAUAAGAGAAAUUUUAAAAUAAAAAAGUACAUGUUGUACUCAAAUAGAAGAAAAUCAUAUAGAAAAAUCAUUAUUUUGAAGAGAGUUAUAAAAUAAAUAAAGAGCAAGCAAAAUAAAAGAUUUAUAAAUAUUUAUCAUUUGACAUGUAUCUGAAUGUUCAUUUCUGGGCUUUUCUAUAUUUCCUUUCUACAUAUCUGUCUUCGUGGUGGUAACCCACAUUCCUACCACUGUCAUUUCAUUCCAUGUACUUAAA